AAAAAUAGGGUCUCGAUGAUGGUAGAAACUCGAGCUCCUUGGUCCGCGCUAGGUCAAUGCUGCAACAUUCCGAGAUUUCACGGACUUUUGAGUCAAAGCGGGGCCAACUUGUCAAACACUCACAAACUUUACAGGGAACGUCCACCCUUAGGCGAAGUGGGGGGCAAACAACGACCACUAUGAACUUGUUUGCAUCCGAACGAGCCAAAUCUGAUGUGGGCGUUGGUCUCUAAGGCUUCGGCCCGAAGACCCGGCGCGAGUUGUCCAUUUCAGGUGCACCGGCAACCAUGUAUCUACUGACAGCCAUGGCAGUGCUUUGUGAACGUUGAACUUCGACCAGAACUAUCAUGACUGCGAAAUUCGUAGCAGAGGUGAUUGAUUCGACCGCUGUGUUCAAGGAGACUAUCUUCGAUGGCAAGGUCUUGUUUUGCACUGGAGGUGGUUCUGGUAUCUGUAAGCGCAUGACCGAAGCUGUGAUGCGACAUGGCGCAAAUUCUGUGAUUGUGGGAAGGAACCUUGAUCGCCUCACGACGUCUGCGGAGGAGUUGUCCAACGCAACCGGUAGAACGUGUAUUCCAGCUAAGGCAGACGUUAGGGAGCCGAACCAACUCCGUGAUGCAGUCUCCAAAGCGAUCACCAAGUUCGGAAGAAUCGACUUUGUUAUAUGUGGCGCAGCUGGAAACUUCCUAAGUCCCAUUUCAGGUCUAUCUGAGAAUGGUUUUAAGACAGUCAUGCAGAUCGACACGGUAGGUGUCUGCGCAAGCUAUUACAUCAAGUCGUUUGACAAAGCGAAUCAGAUGGGGACAUUCAAUACUAUCAAAGCAACUGUGCCCCACCUGAGGGUAACCAAAGGAGCCUACAUCCAUGUAUCUGCCACCUUGCACUACAGAGCGACGCCGUUCCAGGCUCACGUAUCUGCCGCGAAGGCUGCUGUCGAUGCUCUAUCUGCUGUCUUGGCCAUCGAGGAAGGACCAUAUGGAAUCCGCUCCAAUGUCAUUGCACCCGGACCCAUCGGCGGCACAGAAGGAUACGACCGCUUGAGCGCCAGCGAUCCUCACGAGCCGGAGGGGUAUGUCCAGAAGGUGUACAAUCGCACGAUGCCUUUAGGCAGAGUGGGUCACGUCCAAGACAUCGCAAAUGCUGCGGUUUUCUUGUUUAGUGACGCCGCUAAUUUCAUCACGGGACAAGUUCUACCUGUGGAUGGGGGAAAUGAACACCUCCGAGAACCAUUUUUGCCAUACCCUGACUGCAUUUUGGAUUCAGAGAAGGCGAAAUCUUUGAUCAAGCCUCGACUUUGAUAACGUCACAUCUUGAGUAGCUAGCUAGCCACACGCUGUCCAGAAUAAAUGUUUAUUUUCGCCUAUAGCUGUUCCAUUUUUGAGAGUGUCCUAUUAAGCGAAGGACGAACAGUGGAGAUUUAUCAUCUGGAGUGUGGAGAGCGUGAGAAAAUCCCCAAUGUCACAGUAAAAAUGGUCAACAUCGACCUCGAACCCAUCGAAACAGGUAAUUGAACAUCCAAUGCGAGACAGGGGUAUUGCCAACGCCGUUCCUAUCACUCGGUGACAUUAUUGCAGGAUUUCUGUUGUACUUACGCGACUGCGACGAUCAUUAAGUCGUGGAAGGACGGCCCUUUCCGUCUCUUGGGAACAGAGGAAGUCGAAAGAUUGCUCGACGGUGUGGGGCGACAAGGUUUGCAGAUCGAAGAGCAUGGGUGUAUCCAAUACGGAGGCAAAUCAAAUGCGGGGUGAGAGUAAAUCAUUGUCUUCUGACACGGGGAGGUUGUCGGAUGAGAAAGAUUGACACGUUAUGGAGGUCGGAGUCGUCCGCGAACAGUCUAUGAACAAGGAACAGUGGAAGUUCAACGUUCCAUG
This is a messenger RNA of Somion occarium, 1871 nucleotides long. Lineage: Eukaryota; Fungi; Basidiomycota; Agaricomycetes; Polyporales; Cerrenaceae. The record is from the annotation of a GenBank genome assembly.